This is a messenger RNA of Fusarium sp. VM40, 1428 nucleotides long. The record is from the annotation of a GenBank genome assembly. Lineage: Eukaryota; Fungi; Ascomycota; Sordariomycetes; Hypocreales; Nectriaceae.
AUGUCUUCCUUUGCUGCAGCACCUUAUCGGCAUGACGUGAUGCCAUUUGAUGCAACGCAAGACGCACAAACUCAUGGAAACCCGGCCCUGGACAAGCUGAAGGAUGCAAUCCCAGAUCUGAAGAUCUAUACAUGCUCCUCACCUCGCUACGAGACCCUUCGAGGGGUCUACAACAAGCUCAUUACGGCAAAACCCCUGGCCCUUUGUCGACCCACUUCGGUCGCCCAGGUGCAGGCCAUUGUGAAAGCCACCACGGAUCUGGACGUGCCGCUCGGGGUUCGUUGCGGAGGCCACGAUGUCUUUGGACGCGGCUGCAUUGCCGACUCCAUCACCAUCGACAUGCGAGAGCUUGAUACGCAGGAACUUGCACAUGAUAAGAAGACUGUCACUGUUGGCGGCGGCAUCACCAGUAAGAAUCUCGUUGGCUUCCUGGGGUUGCACGGCCUCUGCACCUCGAAUGGCUUUGCGGGUGAGGCUGGAUGGACGUCGUGGGCGUCGUGGGGAGGGUACGGCCCGCUCGGCGACUAUGUUGGAUUGGGCGUAGACAACAUCGUUGGUGCCAAGAUCGUCACGGCUAAUGGCGAUUUGGUUACCACCCACGGGGACUCGGAGCUGCUGUGGGCUGUGCGGGGUGGGGGCGGCAAUUUUGGUAUUAUUGUCGAGACAAAGGUGCAGGUUUAUCCCAUGUCCAAAAUUCAGGCGGGAUUUAUUGUCUAUCCUUGGCCAGAAACAGCAGGUGUCUUGCUGCGACUACAGGCCCUUCUCGACUCUGGGGUCCCCGACAAACUCUGUAUUCAGGCGGGGUUUAGCAAGGGUGAAUGGGGUCUCGGCAUGGCUUUGACCUAUAUCUGGCCCGAAGCGGAAACAAUUGGGCCAGAGAGUGAGAAGUGGCUCCAGGAACUAAAGAACCUUGGCACGUGCAUUGUCGACACUGUUCAAGAGACUACGUUUCAGGCUUUCCAGAGUAGCAUUUCCAGCGCUAUCAGCGACCCUGUCAACGUCACAUCGCGGCACGCCAGUAUCGCCAAGUUCACCAGCGCCACGGUCACACAACUGAUCGACGCCUGUGAGGCCAUCCCGCAGGAAGCUGACUGCUCUGUAACCUGCACGAUCCUGCACGGGAAAGCGGCUCGGCCAAAUACUUCAUCUGCUUUCGGCACCAGGCGCCCGCACAUCAUGCUGCACAUAAACGCCGUAACUGAGGCUGCGGCGCAAGAAGGUGUUGCUAUCGCAUGGUCAGAUCAUCUGGUUGAUGGCGUGGAAGCGACAGGAGACAGCAUUGGGCCUACAUAUGUCAGCUUCAUGGAGACGGGCAAGGAUGCAAGGGGCUGUUAUGGAGACAGCUGGGAUCGGCUAAAGGCGGUCAAGAAAGAGGUUGAUCCAGGCAAUGUUUUUAAAUUCGUGCAUGGUCGCAUCUCGGCUGUUUGA